AGUGGCCCAAGCCGGUCCCUACCCGGUUGCGAACCAACAGGGCCUUCGCUUCUCCCCCUUUCCGCCCGGACCUCCUCGGGCUGGGCGCGGGCGGAGAGCGGAGUGCCAUCCAUGGAUUUCAAUGUCAAGACCUACGGCAGCGCGGAGUGGCAGCCCCGGCAAGGCCUCUCCUGCCGGGCGCUGGCGGUGAGCACCGCCCAGCUGGCGCUGCUGGUGCUGGCGCCCUGGGCGCUCUUCGCGUUGCUGUGCUGGGGCCUGAUGUCCAGGCUGGUGUACCUCCACAGCUGGCUCCGGCCGAUUUUGGUGGUGACUGCUGUGGCGCUGGUCUUCUUGAUGGUGGGCGCAGCCUUCAUGUCGCGCAGCAGGUGGCUGCGGAAGGGCGGCCGCAUCGGGGAGGCUGAGCCCCGUUUCAUGCGCGCCUACGUGUGGUGGGCGGCGCUCGCCAUGAUGUGUCUGGUGGCGCUGGUCGCUGGGGUUGUGGUGGGCAACGUCUUGGCCGGGCGCUACAUGCAUGGCUACUACGACCUGGCGGAUAUGGCGGCCUACGACAACGUGAACCCCGCGAGGAGCAGCGGGAAGCAGCUCCUGGACGCCGGGCGCGUGGUCUUUACCAAGGGCGCGCAUGUGGAUCUCAGCCGCUCCAUGGCGUACCAGAACUCUUCCCUGUUCUGUGUUGCGCCCAUCGUGGGCGCUUUGGACCAGCCCUUGCCGGCAAUCUUCGACGUAUGGGCGGCUGGCAAGGACUGCUGCGGCGGCCCCGGGAACUUCACCUGCGGCGCCGCGGGAAAUGCGGCGGCGCGGGGGGGGCUGCGGCUGGUGGGGGAGGAGCAGAUCUACAGGGCUGCAGUGCAGUACGCCGAGCUGACGUACCACCUGGAGAGCCGAUACCCCAUCUUCUUCGAGUGGACCGCCGACCCCAUCGGCGCGGUAAGCUCCAAGCAGGAGUCGGCCUUUGCCAUGUACUUCGUGGUCAACCUGCUGUUCUUGCUGUGCACCUUCUUCCUGGUGGUGACGGGCUAUGCCUGCUACUUGCGAUCUGCCAAGCGCUGAAGCGCUGAAGUCAUCCCUUCCUCUGAACGCGACGAGACGA
Effrenium voratum is the source of this 1090-nucleotide messenger RNA. The record is from the annotation of a GenBank genome assembly. Lineage: Eukaryota; Dinophyceae; Suessiales; Symbiodiniaceae.